CAAACGAACGUCUUGUGCGGAUUUGCGAUAUUAUAAAAGUGCAUUCUAAAAGUGCUCCCAGUUUUAAUUAUAGCUGUGCAUCCAUAAGUGACAUUCUUAUGAUCUAUAUGAGAUACAUUCUUGCUUAGCAUUGGUUUCAAAGGAAAAUGCAGGCAAUUUGUGCUUGGAAAUUGUUGCUGCUGCUUUCACUGUUUUCAGUGAACAGCUCAACGCACGCCCUGAAAAUCUUGGGCCUCUUUCCCCAUCCAGCGCUCAGUCAUUUUCAGUUCUUUCAGCCACUGAUGCGGCGACUGGCCGAAACGGGCCACAAUGUGGAUGUGGUCAGUCCAUUUCGGUAUAUACAUCCGCCGACGGGCUACAAGGACUACGCCCUGCCCAGCGCCAAUUUGAAUGAUAAAAUUGGCUUCGAUAUGUUUGAGAAAGUUGCUAUGCCCCAUCUGAUGCCCUUCACCGAGUUCUUCAUUCUGCACGGUUAUGGCAAGGCUGCCUGCAAUACCACGCUGAAUAGCGCGGCACUUGCGCAGAUACUCAGGCAUCCGACUGGCUACUAUGACGUCAUCGUUCUGGAGCAGUUCAAUACGGACUGCAUGAUGGGUGUGGCACAUCAGCUGCAGUCGCCAGUUGUGGCCAUGAGUAGCUGCGCCCUGAUGCCCUGGCACUACGAACGCAUGGGCGCACCGAUAAUACCCUCCUAUAUGCCAGCCUUAUUCCUGGGUGAAUCGCAGCAUAUGCACUUUGCUGGUCGCCUGGGCAAUUGGUUAACCACGCACGCGCUCAAUUGGCUCUAUGGCUGGUACAGCGUGCCCGCCGCCGAUGCGCUGCUGCGUCAGAGAUUUGGAGCGGGCCUGCCCAGCACUGGUGAGCUGGUGAAGAACACUUCGCUUAUGCUCGUCAAUCAGCAUUACUCGCUGAGCGGAGCCAAGCCGCUGCCGCCGAAUGUCAUCGAGGUGGGCGGGCUGCAUGUAAGCCAGGCCAAGCCUUUGCAUGAUGCACUGCAACAGCUGCUGGACAAGGCCAAGCAUGGUGUCAUAAUCAUAAGCUGGGGCUCCCAGCUGAGAGCCAACACGCUGUCCGACGCCAAGCGCGAGGGCCUGCUGCGUGCCUUGGCGCGUCUACCGCAGCAGAUCAUCUGGAAGUGGGAGAACGUGACUCUGGCCGAACAACCACCCAAUGUGCAUAUCAUGAAGUGGCUGCCACAGCGCGAUCUGCUGGCGCAUCCCAAUGUGCGGCUAUUCUUCACACACGGCGGUUUGAUGGGCGUCACAGAGGCCGUGGCCAGCGGCGUGCCCAUUCUGGGCAUGCCCGUCUAUGGCGAUCAGCAUCUGAAUGUGGCCGCCCUGGUGGAGCGUGGCAUGGCCGUGCGACUAGACUUUGAACGCCUCCGCGAGCAGACGGCAUUCGAGGCAUUGUCUCAGGCGCUGGAUGCCAAAUACAAGCGGCAGGCGCAAAAAAUUGCCGCCGCCUACAACGAGCGUCCACAACUGGCGCUGGAGACCGCUCUGUGGUGGGUGCAACAUGUGGCCGAGACACGUGGCGCACCGCUGCUGCAGUCCGGCGCGGUACGACUCAAUCGCUUCGUCUACUACUCGCUGGACGUCUAUGUGGCCCUGGCCUGUGCGCUGCUUCUAUUCCUGGCCAUCGCCACUGAAAUCUGGCGACGUUGCUGCAAGCGCAAGCAGCCAGUGGAGAAGCCCAAGCGCAGCUAAUUAGCUGGAAUGGCUGGAACAGAAAAUAAAGUUAUAUACAGUGAAUGCUCUAGACUAACGGAGAGCUUACUUGGAGGAACUGCGUCUUUAGCCAACAAAUUUGAUUUCUCCUUGGGCGGACGCAGGAAUCCCCUUUAGAACCUUCCAAAACAGCAAUAAAAGUUGAUGGAAUGAAAACGCUUUAUCCAAAACCUGUGAAAUAGUUAUUCGUUGGCGACUUCUCCUUCCAGUCAGUCUCCUUCGAGUCUCGUUUAUGUGUUAUCUAAUUUCAUUUGUGAGCAUAAUUUAACCUGAUGAUCGCAUCAAUCAAAUAU
Drosophila novamexicana is the source of this 2020-nucleotide messenger RNA. RefSeq names its product UDP-glucuronosyltransferase 2C1 (gene Ugt36E1). Gene Ontology annotation, molecular function: UDP-glycosyltransferase activity. NCBI's taxonomy places the organism in Eukaryota, Metazoa, Arthropoda, Insecta, Diptera, Drosophilidae. The record is from RefSeq and is a predicted model, not a curated record. The coding region runs from base 147 to 1706 and encodes 519 amino acids. The transcript is spliced from 3 exons.